This is a messenger RNA of Vitrella brassicaformis, 990 nucleotides long. The record is from the annotation of a GenBank genome assembly. Lineage: Eukaryota; Vitrellaceae.
GGGAUCGUCCACAGGAAGCUUACGAUGAACAGAGCAAAGUCCGUCCGCAGAUAUAAAAUGUACGCAGCGGUGUUAUCAACAUCAUAAGCGACGUCAUACCGACUGCAACCAAAGCAGAAGAGGCCUCCUACAGGCCCGACUUGGCGCCCCUCGGGUGGCCGUUACAUUCAUCCAUCCAUCUAUUCAUCCAUCCAUCUAUCCACCAUCCAUCCGUCCAUGCACACACAAACAAACGGCACGUAGAGACAGAUAUACGCACAUUACUCCCCCCCAUCGGCCGUGACUCCUCAGCUAUCGGUCGCGGCGCCUCUUGCUGCGGAGGUUGUAGCCCUCGUCACCCCCGUCUCCCCCGUUUCCCUGCCUUGCCACUCCGCCGCAGAAGGACGCCGCAGAAGCCUCGAGGGCAGCGGCCUCAACCCGCAGCCGAGAGCCCACCCUCUUGCGCUUCUUCUGGCUGCUGGACGCUGUGGCGGCCUGCUGCUGCUCCACCUGUGGCUGGUGGUCCUGGUUGCGGCCUGGUGGGUCGUCUUCGUCGGCCGGUGGCUGCUCCUGUUGCUCCAGGGGGUCGAUGGGCGGCUGCUGCUGCUCUUCGGGGAUGAGCGGUUGCUGAAGGGGAGGCAGCUGCAGCCAGUCCAUCUGUCGCUGGACGGGUGGAUGAAGCCAGCAGACAACCUGGCGGCCAGCGGAUGUCCCCGGGAUGCAAGAGUCUGACACAAGACAAACACAAGACAACCAACCAGCCCCCAGUGAGAUAAAUGGAUGAUGCACAUAAAUGGACAACGCACCGCCAUGCAUACCAGAUGUGCGACACUUCUUUAGGGGUGGGCCCUCUGCGACGCCUCGGGGAGCACAGCCAUAUACUGUAUGAUAUACAUUGUGUCAUUUGUGCACCCUGUCGGUGCCUGCCUGCCUGUCUGUCCGUCUGUCUGUUUGUGAGCCCUCUCAGCGUACGUCUAUAUUGUCUUGACACCGCCGCCGUCCCUCCCGCAU